Messenger RNA from Rotaria sp. Silwood1, 657 nucleotides. NCBI's taxonomy places the organism in Eukaryota, Metazoa, Rotifera, Eurotatoria, Philodinida, Philodinidae. The record is from the annotation of a GenBank genome assembly.
AUGAAAACAAUCAAAAAUGAUGUGACAAAUUCUGAAAAAAAUCUCAAAACACAUCAAGAACAAUUAAACACUAAUCGAGAUAAAUUGAAAAAUCUUUUAAAUGAUCAUCGAAAUCAUCGAAAAACUUUAGCUCAAGGUGCAGAAAAAUUACGACAAAUUAUUGAAGAACUUCCAACAGCACAUUUGAAAUUAUGUAAUUUAUUAAAAAAGGAAAAAGAUUCGAAGCAACAACUAGAAAAUGCUAAACAUUCUGGAAAAAUUGCUGAACAAAAUUUAAAAACGACAAAUAAAGCCUUGACGUUGGGUCAAGAAGCUUUUGAUACAAUGAAUAAAUUUUCUCGAGAAAAUCGACAAGCUCAAGUUGUUGGUCAUGAUACAAAACAACGAAUGCUUGAAGAACGAAAAACUGAUGUGGAAAAAGCUAAAGGCGAGUGUGAAAACCAAAAGAAACUACUUGAAAAGCGAGAAAAUGAUUAUACAACAGCAACAUCAGAGCGAAUUCAAGCAGAAAAAGCCUUGGAAAAUUUAGAAAAACAAAUUGAAAUUGAAAAGAAUAAUAUUAACGAAAGCAAAAAAAUAUUGAAUAAUUUUGAACAAGACAUUGAAAAAGUUGAAAAACAAAUUAGCGACAUCCUUGUUAAUAUUGAAAACGCUUAA